UGGAGACGGUUACAAGGAACAAGAUCUGCUCUCGGAUUUAAAAAGAGGAAAGAAAGGAGUAGGAAACAAAUCCAGGACCGAAUUGAUGUGUCUGUCGGGUCCGAAAUGCCUCCGACUCUCUUCCAGAAACUUUUCAACAAGAGGAAUGCGUUUUCGUCGCCGCCCCCGAGAUGCAGCAAAGGGGACCCCGCGUUCAGCUGGCCAGUCCCCCAGCUGGAGCCCGGUCAGAUCCGGCUGAUCGUCUACCAGGACUGUGAGCGGCGCGGGAGAAAUGUCCUCUUCGACUCCAACGCCAAGAAGAAGAGCUCGGAGGAAACUCCCAUCGCCAGCGCCGAGGGUCAGGCCAAGAUGUUCGGCAAGUGCUGCCAGCUGCGUCCUACAGGGGGCAGCAGCAGCUCCCUGGACAGCUCCUCCUCCUGCACCUCGGACACCAGGGACGCCAAGGAGCCCGGCAUCCGCUUCCAGGGCUCCAGGUGCUCGUCCGACGUGGUGAUGCUCGGGGAGAUGAUGUUCGGCUCCGUGGCGAUGAGCUACAAAGGCUCCACGCUCAAGAUCCACCACAUACGAUCGCCUCCUCAGCUGAUGCUGAGUAAAGUGUUCACGGCCAGGAUGGGAGGCAGUGUGUACGGCAGCCUCAACACGUUACAGGACAGCCUGGAGUUCAUGGGUCAGGACGGCAGCACCCUGAGGCCCGACCAGAACACGGGGCCCAGCGGGCUCCUGGGGAGCAGAGGACUGUCUCAGCUGUGCAGCCCGCGGCGGGCCUUCUCUGAGCAGGGCCCUCUGCGCCUCAUCAAGAGCGCCUCUUUCUUUUCAGGCCACAGCCACCCCAUGGACAUGCCGGGCCGAGGGCUCCACGACGAGAGGGACAGCGGCAUCGCCCGGUCAGCGUCCCUGAGCAGCCUGCUGAUCACCCCCUUCCCGUCUCCCGGCUCCUCGCUGACCAGCAGCUGUGCGUCCAGCUACCAGCGCCGGUGGCUCCGCAGCCAGACCACCAGCCUGGAGAACGGCGUCUUCCCCCGAUGGUCGGUGGAGGAGAGCUUCAACAUGUCGGACGAGAGCGGCGUGCCGAGCCUCGGCACGGCGCGCAAGAAGAAGAUCGCCAUCGGGGUCAUCUUCACGCUGUCGGCCGACGCCGGGGAGAACAGCCGCUUCCAGGAGUUCUUCUUCUCCCACUUCCCGCUGUUCGAGAGCCACAUGAACAAACUGAAGAGCGCCAUCGAGCAGGCCAUGAAGAUGAGUCGGCGGGCAGCUGACACCAGCCAGAGGGCGGCGGCCUACAGCCGCAUGGUGGACGGCCUCAACGAGUUCAGGAUGACCAUCUGCGACCUGUACACGAUGCCCCGGGUGUCCGAGCCCGUGUGGUUGACCAUGAUGUCCGGGGCGUCGGAGAAGAACCAGCUGUGUGGCCAUUUCAUGAGGGAGCUGUCGCUGCUGAUGGAGACGGCCUCCAAGAACCAGUUCCUGCCGGCGCUGCUCACGGCGGUGCUGACCAACCACCUGGCCUGGGUUCCCACGGUGAUGCCCAACGGCCAGCCGCCCGUCAGGAUGUUCCUGGAGAAACACUCGUCCAAGAGCGUGGACCUGCUGGCCAAGACACACCCCUACAACCCCCUGUGGGCGCAGCUGGGAGACCUGUACGGGUCCAUCGGGUCCCCGGUGCGGCUGUCCAGGACCGUGGUGGUGGGCCGCCGCCAGGAGCUGGUCCAGAGGCUCCUCUACGUCCUCACCUACUUCAUCCGCUGCUCCGAGCUGCUGGAGACGCACAUGCUGGACAGCGCCGAGGACGAGGCCAUCGUCAUGCCGGGCUCCCUCAUCACCACCUCCCUCCGGAAGGGGGAGGUGGAGGAGUCGGACUACGUCCUGGUGACGGUGCACAAGCCCAGCGGCGACUACCUGACCCACGGGCGGACUGCCGGGGGGGGGGAGGGAGGCGGCUACCGGUCAGACAACAGCCUGCAGAGCAGCGCCUGCACCGACACGGAGGGGGAGGGGGGCCCCGGGGGCGCAGCCGAGGAGGAGCAAGAGGAGAGAGAGGACAGCAGUGUUCGUCAGACGGGACUCGACACCGGGGAGCCAAUCAGGGAGUCCAGCAGCCCGCCGGCCUCUGAGGCCCGGCUGGAGGCGGGGCCUCCCGUGGGCCCUGUACCCCCCAGGGACCAGGUCUGUGUGCUGGCUGCAGAGACCAAGGGGGACCUGAAGCUCACCACCCCCCCCACCCCCCCGUCCUCCAGGCCGGUCCCCUCAGAGGCAGAGACGGCUCCCCGGACCUUAGGGGUCCCUCUAGAGAAGAGCCCCACCGACAAGGACCCAGCGAUCCCCGCCGCGGGGCCCAUGGCGUUGACCCUGACAGAGGAGGAGGAGGAGGAGGAGGAGCAGCCGGCGACGAAGGUCACGUUCCUCAUCGGCGACUCCAUGUCUCCGGAGUCGGACACGGAGAGCUGCCGGAGGAACGUGGAGGAGGUGUUCAACGAGUUCAAGAAGCACCUGCAACACCACCAGGGGGCGGAGUCAACGACCGGCGGCGCCUCGGAGGACCAAACCAAGCGGGCCCCGGGGCCCCCGGCGCUGCAGCGGGUGAGCAGCACGAUGCCCAGGUGGAGGCCGACCUCUGUGGACGACUUCGAUGAGUGCUUCAGCCACGAGGAGCCGGCGGAGGAGAGGACGAUCGAGGGCGUGGCCCCGCGGCAGGAGGCCGGCGCCGCGGACAGAACGCACGCCGGCUCGCUGGACCCCGGGGGGGGGCGGGGUCUGGGUCCGGGGUCCGGAGACGCCUGCAGGAAGACAUUGUUGGACGUGGAGAGGAGGUGCCGGUGCGGAUCCACGGACUCCUGCUGCGGGGGCUGCUCCGCGGGGCGGGGGGCGGGGCAGGGGGCGGGGCUCCCGCCGGCGCCGCCCGGCGGCGGGGACCAGAAGAGCAAAGCGGCGCCGGGCGGCGCCUGGGAGAUCCCACGCAACGAGAGCUCUGACAGCGCGCUGGGAGACAGCGAGAGCGAAGACACCGAGGACUGGCAGGAGGAGGUGAUGGUGCCAUUCCCAGGCUCCCGGCUCGUGGAGAACUACUCCAAGCCGAGCAUCGCUAACUUCGGGCUCUCCCUGUUCGGCGGCUACUGCCCCAGCUACGUGCCGGACUUCGUUCUUCACGGGUUGCCGAGCGACGAGAAGCUGCGGCAGUGCCUCGUGGCCGAGUUGACGCACGCCGUCCAGCACCCGGUGCUGGACGAGCCCAUCGCGGAGGCCGUGUGCAUCGUGGCGGACACCGACCGGUGGACGGUGCAGGUGGCGAGCAGCCAGAGGAGAGUCACGGACGCCGGCAAGCUGGGGAAGGAGGUGCUGGUGUCCAGCCUGGUGUCCGGCCUGCUGCACUCCACCCAGCAGCUGCACAAGCUGCAGCUGUCGCCCAACUUCUGCAUCAUGCACCUGGAGGACCGCCUGCAGGAGAUCUACUUCAAGAGCAAGAUGCUGGCCGAGUACCUGAAGGGCCAGACCCGAGUCCCUGUGAAGGAGCUGGGCAUGGUGCUGGGGAUCGAGUCCAGCGACCUCCCCCUGCUGGCGGCCGUGGCCAGCACUCACUCCCCCUGCGUGGCCCAGAUCCUGCUAUGAGACUGUAAGGACCCCCCUGUGACCCCCCCUGUGACCCCCCAUGUGACCCGAGGCCUGAUCCUCACUACCACCGCUGUAAUGCAGACGUUGCACCACAGGGGGGCGCUAGAGACCACAUGCUGAAAUGACCUCCAGCUGUUUGAAUGUUUUAUUUUUUUAACGUUUGGACACAAAAGCGAAAGACAUUAUAAAUAUAUAUAUAUAUAUAAAAAUGUAUAUAUAUAUAUAUAUUUUGCCCAGUUUGAGAAUGAAACGUUCAGGACAUCAUCAGGAUAAAAACGAUGGAUUAUUAUUGUUCCCUCUUCGUACAAUCUUCAACCCGAAUGACGGACGACGAGUUCAAAGGAAACAGACGGAGGUUUUAUUUUAUUUCGAAUUUUAAAAGUCAAUCUCAUGCCGCUUCUGUCAUUUCACCUUAUUUUCAUGUAUUUUGUUUACAAGCCAAAUUUCCCUGCGAUUUAAAUUUAAAUGUUGUUGUUUUUAAACGGGCUGAGAAGGCGUUGACAUUCUGAAGGCGGAGUCAGCUCUACCUCAGAUCUCCACGGGCGACACGCACAGGUGACUUAAAGGUGUAAUCAGUGACGACGCGCUGCGUUCAAGGGACGCGAGGAGACGGGGGCGUCGGUUAAAUUCCCCGUGUGUGUGGGGGGUGAGGAGCUAAAGACGCGUGCGUCCUCCACGCGUAUUAUAAAAUGCUGAAAUAUUUUCAUAUUUUUUUUACGAUCUUUACGUCUUCAGAGAGAGAGAGAGAGAUUUAUGGGGUUACAUAUAUAUUAUAUAAAUAUAAACCGGUUCACACUAUUUUCAUCUUUCUUCUGUUUGGUUCUCGGCGACGUCGACGGUGAUUUUCGUUGUUUUUGCCUUUUUAAUAAUAACCAGGGUGCGAUUUUAUUUAUCAUUAAACCCACAAAGCGGCUUCAUUAUUAUUAUUUAUUAUGUUAAUGUUUGUCAUCGGUCGACACCGUUGAAAAUAAAUCUUUUUUUCUCUCCGUUAUCUCUGUUUUUGUUUUUUGGGCUAAAUAAUUCAAACUGACGGUCUUUGAGUUUAUUGAUGAGUCGAUCAAUCGACCCGAUCGCACCUCGAGGCUUGACCUUCCCUUUAAAGACUCCUCUCUCCACCAGCCAGACUUCACCCUUUCAAAAUAAAAGCCUUCGUCCCGGCGCCCCUCCUCGGUGUGUAGCCGUGUGUGUGUAUACAUGUACAGACUGUUGUAUUUCACGUGUAUUUUGUACAGAAUGUUCUUUUUAAAAAUCUCAUUUUCGGAAUCUUUUACUUUUUCUUCUCAAUUUUAUGGGAAUAUUGUGCAAUAAAGAGGCGGAGUUAGCAUCAUU
Molecule: messenger RNA, 4935 nt
Organism: Pseudoliparis swirei
Lineage: Eukaryota; Metazoa; Chordata; Actinopteri; Perciformes; Liparidae
Gene: fnip1
Product: folliculin interacting protein 1
Cellular component (GO): cytoplasm
Molecular function (GO): ATPase inhibitor activity; protein-folding chaperone binding
Source: RefSeq, a predicted model, not a curated record